AGGAGAAGGAUUUUCGUUUGUCCAUUAGCUGCUGCCCCAUAGUACGUACUCCGUAUCUGGAGCAUCGGAUUGUCCAUUAGACAGACAAGUCUAGGUAGAAGUUGAGCUUGAAUCGCCGCAUUGCGUACUCGGGAAGUACAACAAGACCAAUGGUUUCCGCUACGAAAAAGCUCGUCGUCGCAGCCUCUGCUGCCCUUGCGUCCCUCGCAUCUGCAGACAGCGUCGCUCAUUUGACGCAAGCAAAUUUUGAAAAAGAAGCGAUGAAAUCCGGGAAAGGAGCUCUCGUAUGAAUUUUGUGCUUUUUCUGUCAUGCAUGCCGCUAAUCACAGCGACAGCCGUGUAGACGUUUCUGUGUAUAGCCGAAAUUAGUGCGAAGACGCGCUCUCAUCUAGGUCUACGUUCUUUACCUUCCGAGUACACAAAACUGAAACUCAAUUUCAAUUUACCAAUCUAUCAGAUCAAAUUUUUCGCGCCCUGGUGUGGGCACUGCAAAGCCCUCCGUCCGGCGUGGGACAAGCUUGCCGAUGAUUUCAAAAACGACCCGAGCGUUUUGAUCGCCGAUGUCGAUUGCACCGUGGAAGAUUCCGUUUGCCAGCGGUUUGACGUACGCGGGUACCCGACCCUCAAGUACUACAACGCGGAGUCUGGGGUCACACUGCAGGAUUAUCAAGGAGGUAAAAUUGACGUCAAGGGAUAAGGACGUCGAAAAAGUGAAACACUUAAUUCAUGCACAAGAAUGUGAUAUGAUGCGCAGACGGUUUUUUAUUCAAUGUGCAUGUCAUGCGGAAAUACUUGUCUGCAUUUUUUCGAACAUUACUCUUUUCAGGUCGCGACGGCGACUCGUUGACGAAAUUCGUCAAAGAGAAAUUGGCCUCGCAGUGCAGCGUUAAGGAGCAAAAGGAGUGCAGCGACAAGGAGAAGACCUUUAUUGCGAAGUGGCAACCGAAAACGAAGACCGACCAGGAUAAGGAGUAUUCAUUGUUGGGAUUGCAUGACACAUCAAUUUCGCACGUUGAACUUGAAUCAAGAAUGGAUACCUUGUUACAUUCUGUCAUGCAUUGUCCUAGUCCAAAAACCAAAACGACAAAAGGUGGAACCGGUUGAAAAAGUUGGCGCUGGGCAACAUGACGACGGAAAAGAAGGCCUGGGUCAUCAAGCGCAACAGCUUGUUGGGUGAGAUGUUCUAUGAGAUGUGACAAGGAUAAUCGUUUCUGCAAUGCUAGUUGUGCAUGACUUUGUCAUGCGUAGUUAAACGGCUGGGGUAGCAUUGCAGAAACGAUAUCUUGUUUCAUCACUUGGAUAAUCUGGGAAAGAGCAUGGUGGACGUGGAGCACGACGACCUGGACGACGAUGAUGAGUUGUAGAUGCCGUCUAUGCAAUUCGUGUGUAGGUGAAUCUGCAUGACAAAUUUACAACACUUUUUCAAGGCUGGCUAGGCAACAUUCUCCGUCGUAGUUGUACCGCUAUCCGAGACCCCCUGUGGCGGUCGCGUCCUGAAGCACCAGUGUAGUAUAGAAAAAAGCUUCUCCAAAAACCGUUCGCAUUCUCAAUACACACGGGUCCAAGAACACGAACAUGUUGGUAGGUGGAUUGACGAAACAACGGGCGAGUAAGAACUGCACAACUCAACACGCGUAAGUAGUGUACUCAUCUCAACGUCAACCUCCCCGAGAUGCACUGUGUCCUGUUUUUGUGAUGUCUUUGUUUAAUAUCCACCCUUUUAAACAAUGGCAUUGUUUGGAGCGAAACAAAGAGUGGAAACAAACGUGGUUUAAG
Messenger RNA from Amoebophrya sp. A120, 1776 nucleotides. NCBI's taxonomy places the organism in Eukaryota, Dinophyceae, Syndiniales, Amoebophryaceae. The record is from the annotation of a GenBank genome assembly.